AUGUUUGAAUUCGAUGUGUGACCAAAAAACAGGUAGAUGUGAAGAUUGGAAAACAGAAAUGGUUACAUACAGUACCGCCUCUGACGAAGACACACCUAGUACUAAGGAAAUGAACGUCAUUCAAGAUUUGAAAACAGAAAGGGCUACACACAGCACCAUCGCAGAUGAAGACACACCUAUUACUAAGGAAAUGGACGACAUACAAGAGGUCAGCUCCAACAGAGGGGACCAGACUCAGUCCAUCAUAGUGCUGUUUGUUCUCGUGGUGAUAGCUGUGGUUUUGGUUUUUAUUGUGGCUUUCCGCUUUAAAAAAAGAACGAAAACACCAAAAGUGCAAAUCAAUGAGGAAAAUGUCUUUUCCGUGGAAUUACAUGGAGUAGAAUCACGAAACGAAUACGAACUAGAGGAGAUUCCCCAGAACGAGGUUGGCGAUGUUGAGGAUGAAAUCAUCACCGUAGAGUACAGUAAUCUGACGUCACAAAGGGUCUCCAUUGAUCAGUUCAUCAGAGAAUUACCAGAAAAAAGAAGCAACGGAAUCCUGGAGAAAGAAUUCGAUGAACUUCCUACUGGACUACUAGAGUCCUAUUCCAAUGCUCUGAAGGCUUCCAGUAGAAAGGGGAAUCGAUACAAAGGAAUUUAUCCAUAUGAUUAUAAUUGCGUGAAAUUGAUGAGAACAUAUGCAAAUGAGAACGAUGACUUUGUCAAUGCAUCUUACAUACAUGUAAGUAUGUCAUUACAAUACUUACAAAAUCACUAGACA
Ostrea edulis (European flat oyster) is the source of this 760-nucleotide messenger RNA. RefSeq names its product receptor-type tyrosine-protein phosphatase alpha-like. Bases 14 to 757 code for a protein of 247 amino acids. The transcript is spliced from 6 exons. Gene Ontology annotation, molecular function: protein tyrosine phosphatase activity. The record is from RefSeq and is a predicted model, not a curated record. Gene Ontology annotation, biological process: protein dephosphorylation. NCBI's taxonomy places the organism in Eukaryota, Metazoa, Mollusca, Bivalvia, Ostreida, Ostreidae.